AUGGAACACAAUAGUACAAUCGCUGCGACAACAGAUUCAGAAAAAGGAACAGGAAAUAAGGAAAAAGAAAUCUACAGAUGGAAAAAUACUAAUCAAACAAACUGGAAAAGAAGUAAAGAGUUGGAGAAGAAACGAAAAUGUUUGCCAUAUAAGAGUAAAAAAAGUUUCUUACAGCUAAACUACCUAAAAGUCCUAAAUGCAGCCAAAAUUGUCGCCAGAAAUGCACAGAAAAGUUUACACAAAACGAGCGUGAGAAACUUUGCAAAUCCUAUACAAGAUCUAUACAAGAUUUUAAGAUGCAAAAAAGAGUUUUUGCUUAAGCGCAUCAUCAUUAAGCCAGUACAGACUACAAGAAAAUCUGUACCAAUCGAAAAACAAAGAAGUUCUAGCAGAGAAUACGGUUUCUAUAAAAAUAAUACUGUAUUUGAACGAGUAUGCAAGAACUAUUUUAUGUCCACUCUUUGCAUUUCUACUGGUCCAAUAGAAACUGCAGUAAAACAUGUGGAUGAUCAUGGUGUAUUUACAAAAAUGGAUAAUCGUGGCAGACAAGUGCCUGCAAACAAAACUCCUGGAGAACAGAUACAAGAGAAAAUGAAAGAAAGCAAUAAAGUGCCAGUAAAAUUAAAAAUUUAUAAGAAAGUGUUUGGUACAGAAUACAAUUUAGCGUUCUAUCACCCCAAGAAGGAUCAAUGUAGCAUUUGUAACAAUUACAAAAAAGAUAAAACUAAUAUAAAUAUUCAAAAUGAGUAUACUCAACGUAUAGAGCGAAAAGAGGCAUCUUAUAGAUCUAAAGAGCUGGAUAAAAAGAAGUCGGGACAUGAAUCAUAUUUGUGUGUCACCAUGGACUUGCAAAGUCUACUGCAGAUUCCAUCGACUGCAGAUAGUCUAAUGUAUUAUUCCAGAAAAUUAAAUUUAUAUAAUUUAUCUAUUUAUGAGUUUAAACCUCCACAGAACGACGCUCACUGUAUGAUCUGGACGGAAAUCAACGGCAAAAGAGGCAUUGCUGAAAUAGCAUCUGCUAUUCAUUUAUGGAUUAAGAAUCUCCCCGAGGUUUUAAC
Parnassius apollo (apollo) is the source of this 1058-nucleotide messenger RNA. NCBI's taxonomy places the organism in Eukaryota, Metazoa, Arthropoda, Insecta, Lepidoptera, Papilionidae. The record is from the annotation of a GenBank genome assembly.